ACAAAAUAACUACACUACCCAGGAUUCUCGGCGGUCCAACAACAUGGUCGCUUAGAGAACCCGGUGCUGAGGACUGUGUAUUUUCAUGUAUAGUUUGCAGUCAUGUUGUGCUUCUUAGUAAUUGUUUUGCUUUUUAUAAGUCGUGUCGCCACAUUGGAUAUUAAAGUCUCACAGGGGGAUCACAGCGCCAGUGAAAAAUAUUUAAUGUCAAUAUGGCACAACAGGGUGUACGUGUAUACAGCUGCUGCCCUUUUCUUUGGGCUUUGGUUUGCACUGAAAACAAUAAAGCGGAAAAACUCCAAAGAUGCCAGCCCUUCAGUCUACAAGGCUGUAAAGAACAAUGGUCGCCCUGAGAGAGAAAGUGUGGUUCAUGUUUCAGGAGCAAAAAUCUUCUUUGGUUCCCAAACUGGAACAGCCAAGGCCUUUGCAAACGAGUUGUCCGCAGAGGUGAAAGCCCUGGGGAUACCGGUUGAGGUGAUUGACAUGAAAGACUAUGAUCCAGAUGAUCAACUUGCUGAUGAGUGCACCAGCAAGUCGAUCUGCGUGUUUCUUGUGGCCACAUACACUGAUGGUCAGCCCACGGAGAAUGCGCAGUGGUUCUGCAAGUGGUUGGAAGAGGCAUCCACGGACUUCAGAUAUGGAAAGACCUACCUCAAAGGCCUCAGAUAUGCAGUGUUUGGACUUGGCAACUCUUUCUAUGUUGGACACUACAACACCGUGGGUAAAAAUGUAGACAAGUGGCUUUGGAUGCUGAGCGCCAUGCGACUGAUGACCAGGGGAGAGGGUGACUGUAAUGUGGUUAAGAGCCGUAAUGGGAGCAUCCAGGCAGACUUCCUGGCCUGGAAGGUGAAGUUCCUGAAGCGCCUACAGUGCCUGGUCAAGGGAGAGAAGAAGAAGUGCAGCGGCAAAUGUAAACAUGGAGGCUCCUGCAAGAACAAGACGAAAGACAGAAAAGCGGAGGAAGGAGAGCAAGCAGCUCACAACAACAGCUCGGAGGAGGAUUUGAUUGAGUCCAGCAGUGAUGAGGAGUCUGGCCUGACAAAUGAGAGACAAACUGGUUCUGUGGUUGACAUGGAGGAUCUGGGCAGCAUAAUGAACAGCGUGAAGAAAGCAAAGAGUAAAGAAGACGGAGUCAGGACUGAAGAUGAAGCGGAAGAGAGAGAGAUGAUCACCUCGUCCCUCAGAGAAGCUCUCACAAAGCAAGGUUAUAAGCUGAUUGGAAGUCACUCAGGAGUGAAGCUUUGUCGAUGGACCAAGUCCAUGCUGCGAGGCCGAGGCGGCUGCUACAAGCACACGUUCUACGGCAUCGAGUCCCACCGAUGCAUGGAAACCACCCCCAGCCUCGCCUGCGCCAACAAGUGUGUGUUCUGCUGGAGACAUCACACAAACCCAGUGGGCACCGAGUGGCGCUGGAAGAUGGACCCUGCUGGAAAAAUCCUACAGGACGCCCUGGAGAAGCACCAGAACAUGAUCCGGCAGUUCCGAGGCGUUCCUGGAGUGAAGCCGGAGCGCUACGAGGAGGGUUUGGCCGUCAAGCACUGCGCCCUCUCCCUGGUGGGUGAGCCAAUCAUGUACCCUGAAAUCAACACCUUCAUCCGCCUCCUCCACUCCCACCGCAUCUCCAGCUUCCUCGUCACCAACGCACAGUUCCCACAGGAGAUCAGGAGCCUCGUGCCAGUGACCCAGUUGUACGUGAGCGUGGACGCGAGCACCAAGGACAGUCUGAAGAAGAUUGAUCGGCCACUUUUCAAAGACUUCUGGCCACGUUUCCUGGACAGCCUUAAAGCCCUCGGAGAGAAGAGGCAGAGGACGGUUUACAGACUGACGCUGGUCAAGGCCUGGAACGUGGAGGAGAUGCAGGCCUACUCUGAGCUCAUUGCUUUGGGGCAGCCGGACUUCAUUGAGGUCAAGGGUGUGACGUACUGUGGGGAGAGCUCGGCCAGCAGCCUCACCAUGGCAAACGUCCCCUGGCACCAGGAGGUGGUGGCCUUCGUCCAGCAGCUGGCUGACAUGCUGCCUCAGUAUGAGAUCGCCUGCGAGCACGAGCACUCCAACUGCCUGCUCAUCGCACACAGCAAGUUCAAGGUGGACGGCAGGUGGUGGACGUGGAUCGACUACGAGCGCUUCCAGGAGCUGAUCCAGGCUCACGAGGAGAGUGGAGGGCAGCAGAGCUUCUCAGCAUUGGACUACAUGGCCCAGACUCCCAGCUGGGCUCUGUUCGGAGCCACAGAGCAGGGCUUCGACCCCACCGACACGCGCUUUCAACGGCGCAACAAGACCAAAGACCUCUCAGGAUGCUGAUGGAUGCGGACGACAGGGGAAUGAGGAACGGAGGUUUUACCUGGAAUAGUGAAGUUCAGUGUGGUUUGUCCGUCCACGGAUUUAAACCUAAACUGUCUCUUAGUUUGUCUUUUUUCAUUGUCCCGACCCUGAAGAUCAGCCAAACCAGCAAAAAUGUGAUCUCACAUAUAUUUUCUUUUUACACAUUCUCUGCAUAUUUGCGUCCUACAGAGAUCUUCAGUUUCCCUCUUUAUUUACCUGUGUUCUUAUAAGUGUCAGUGGGUUUAACCUCCUCAUUGCAUGGUCAAAGUUGGACCCGGUCAGAGUAGCUUCAUCACCAGCCUCAGACGUGAACGUUAUAUCAGGACUAGUUUCUCGAUGCUGCGUCCAGAGCAGCGGCACAGCUCCCUCUUAAGCCGGAGCGAGACCUUAGCAUCAUCUCGGCCGGGAGCUGCUCCUUCUCAGAGUCCUGCUCUCUGCUUCGUUGCUUUGUGUGUUUGUUGUUGUGCGUUUAAUUUAUUUAGUCCAGAGGCUGCACUGUUGGACUUGGUCACGUUUUGGGCGUUUAAGCACCAGUUUCAAUAUACAUCUACAUCUGUAUCAUCUACUCAUGUGCUGCACUAAAGCUUUGUGAUAUUUUAGAAAUCCCAGAAGCCGUGUUUUAUUUGAAUGUAAUCCAGAUGUUUCUUUUGAUUUGUUCCAGGAGGAAACAGGUGUGAAUCUGCUGCUGUAAUAAAAGUGUUUGGAAUAAACUUAUUUGGUAUUUUUGAGGAGCACAUUCAUGAGCAGUGGCACGUUGUUACACGUGUCUCCCUGUAAUUCUGCUUGUUUUUUUCCCUUUGGUUUUAGUGUGAACAAAGUGGGAUGUUGACAUUUUCAGACUACAAUAAUAGUGGCAGGAGCUUUCUGGGCUGCACUUAAAGGCCGACAGUAAGUGAACAAGGACAGAGGAGGAAGUAAAGUUCAAAGCUGAUGCAACAGUGGCUUCCAUUGUUCUGCUUUAGCUUCAUAUGGAUGUUUUAUUAAAGAAACAGAUGUAUGGAU
Messenger RNA from Betta splendens (Siamese fighting fish), 3324 nucleotides. It is a transcript of the gene tyw1, whose product is annotated as tRNA-yW synthesizing protein 1 homolog (S. cerevisiae). Lineage: Eukaryota; Metazoa; Chordata; Actinopteri; Anabantiformes; Osphronemidae. The record is from RefSeq and is a predicted model, not a curated record. Bases 103 to 2301 code for a protein of 732 amino acids. Gene Ontology annotation, biological process: wybutosine biosynthetic process. The transcript has 16 exons. Gene Ontology annotation, molecular function: catalytic activity; FMN binding; 4 iron, 4 sulfur cluster binding.